GAACUGUCAUUAGUGUCAAAUUUAAUUGAAAUUGUGUGCGCAUUUUAGUUCGAAUUUAUAUGAAUUUUAUUUAAAUAAUCGCUGAAGUCUUUGCCUUGUAAGUAGCGUUACAGAUAAAUGUUACAAUGCUUUUGCACAAAGUGUUCCAUGGAUCUACUGGGAAGUUACUGAUCUCAUGUGUUAACCCUUUAAUUACAUGCAGUUCUGCAGUCAGGCUAAAGCACACAAAAGAUGAUCUCACAGAACACCGAGCCAAAGUAAUGGGCCGUGGGCUACCGGAGCGCAAGCCCCUGCCUGGAGUCAAAUGCAUCAUCCUCGUGGCUUCAGGCAAAGGAGGAGUGGGCAAGACCACCACAGCUGUGAAUCUCGCAUGUGCAAUGAAGGUGAUAGAGCCCGACAAAGAGAUAGGGCUGCUAGACGCCGACGUCUUCGGCCCGUCCGUGCCUCUCAUGAUGAACAUCAGUGGGGAGCCCAUGCUCAACGACGAUAACCUCAUAGAGCCACUAUUGAAUUAUGGUGUCAAAUGUAUGUCAAUGGGCCUGCUAGUAUCGGGCGAGAACGCGGUAGUGUGGCGCGGUCUGAUGGUGAUGCAAGCGCUGGAGAGACUGACGCGGCACGUGGCGUGGGGCCCGCUCGACUGCCUCAUAGUGGACACGCCGCCUGGGACUGGCGACACGCACUUAUCCCUGGCGCAGAACUUGCCUAUUGACGGAGCGCUUGUCGUAACUACACCGCAAUCGGCCGCCCUACAAGUCACCAAACGAGGCGUGAACAUGUUUGAGAAACUAAAGGUGCCCCUAAUAGGCAUGGUCGAAAAUAUGUCGCACGCGAUAUGCACCAAGUGCGGCACAAAGAACUUCGUGUUCGGUAACGAGACGAAGAAGAGCGCUGACCAAAUGGGCCUAGAAAUAAUUGAGAGCUUCGAAGUGGAUCAAAACAUGUCGGACUGCAUCAACAGCGGGAAGCCAGCCAUAUAUGCCCUCCCCGAUAGCAUACACGCUGAGAAGUACCGGCAUCUAGCGAAUAAAGUGUUCAAGUACAUAGAAGAUAAGGAUAAUGAACAAGCAAAAGCGAAAGAACAGUAGGACUGCACAAUUUUACACUAGUAGUUGUUUUAUUUAAUUAUUUACAAAUAAAUGUUUUAUCAAGUUAUUUCUCCUUUAUUACCCGAUUUAAACUCGAAGUCAUUGAUCAGAGAUUCAUAGGCACAUAAACAUUAUAAGGUGAAAAAAUAAAACAUAACAUCAAUAUUAUGUAAAAUUUAUUCGGAACAAAUUGUUUUACUUAGGAAUCCAACUUCUAUGGCCAAAUUAAAUAAAUAAAAAAUACUAUAAAAAUAUUCUUGUCUUUUAAAUACUUCCAUAAUGUAGAAAGGAAAUGACUUAUGCAUGUAAAUAUUAUAGAUUUAGAGAAGUAUAUACAAUCGUGAUGCCAGGUUACGUAAUGUCAUAAGUAUCAAAGAAAAUUUAAUCCAGUUCAUUAACAACAUUAGGUCCAUUACAGGGAUUCCCACAAUCGGCAGGUUCUCAGUCAAUAAGUACAAAAUGCUAUAUUUACAUUGACAUCACAAUAGGUAGAAAAAACAAUUCGGAAUGAAACGUUUACAACAUCAUAAAAAACAAAAGCCGUCUGCCGCGGCGCUUGUCAUCACGCGAGGCGCGGCAGGCGGCCCAGUCACAGAACAUACACUUACAUGCGAAUAUAAUAACAUUCCUCUACGAAAAUAUCACUCCUAUGUGUGGUGGAAGUAAAAUUAUGCUAUAUUCAAGUUAAACAGUGCCCCGACCGAACUUUGUUUAUUGUGAAGUUUUUACCUGAAACCAUUUGUAGUUCGUACAGAAUUGUACCUUAUUUUGCUAUGAUUUUUUCUAUACUAAAACGCUCUGGACACGGUCCGACUUGAAAAUAGAUUAAAGGUGCAGGCGCACUCGAGGAGCGUAGCGAAGAAAGUAGUCGUUAAAAGUUGAGCUGAUCCUGCACUAUCCAACUAAAGUGCGCCUCCACCUUCGCACUGCAACUAUGGGUCGGUGCUCUGGUUGUCUGAUAUUGUCUAGGGCGCCGAUCUCACUCGCGACACAAUUUCAAAUCCGCCUCGAUUUUAAUGUUGCACGACACGUAAUAAUAAUUAUAGAGCGUCAGAAUUCACAAUUACUGUCACAUGAAUAAUAUAGAUAGAAAAAA
Molecule: messenger RNA, 2181 nt
Organism: Ostrinia furnacalis (Asian corn borer)
Lineage: Eukaryota; Metazoa; Arthropoda; Insecta; Lepidoptera; Crambidae
Gene: Nubpl
Product: NUBP iron-sulfur cluster assembly factor, mitochondrial
Exons: 5
Coding region: 126-1085 (319 amino acids)
Biological process (GO): iron-sulfur cluster assembly; mitochondrial respiratory chain complex I assembly
Cellular component (GO): mitochondrion
Molecular function (GO): ATP-dependent FeS chaperone activity; 4 iron, 4 sulfur cluster binding; ATP binding
Source: RefSeq, a predicted model, not a curated record